Molecule: messenger RNA, 2775 nt
Organism: Tarenaya hassleriana
Lineage: Eukaryota; Viridiplantae; Streptophyta; Magnoliopsida; Brassicales; Cleomaceae
Product: poly(A)-specific ribonuclease PARN
Exons: 7
Coding region: 55-2181 (708 amino acids)
Cellular component (GO): cytoplasm
Molecular function (GO): 3'-5'-RNA exonuclease activity; RNA binding
Source: RefSeq, a predicted model, not a curated record
UAAACCCCAAAAACCUAAAUACGCCAUGACCAUGUUCGUCUCGCUCCCUCUGAAAUGAACCGCCACAAGCGAUGGCCUUUGAGGCCUCUCGCGCGUGCUCUCGCACGCUCCCGUUUCAGCUCCUCUUCCCUCUCUCCGGCAGCGGCGGAGACGGCGGAGACAUCGAGCGCGUCGGCGGCGGCUUUUCCGUUGAAGCACGUGACGAGGUCGAACUUCGAGACGACGCUGUCGGAUCUGCGGUCGCACGUUCAUGCGGCGGAUUUCGUGGCGAUCGACCUGGAGAUGACCGGCGUGACGAGUGCUCCGUGGCGCGAAUCCUUGGAGUUCGACCGCUUCGACGUCCGGUACCUCAAAGUCAAAGACUCCGCCGAGAAAUUCGCCGUCGUUCAGUUCGGCGUCUGUCCCUUCCGAUGGGACUCUCUCUCUCACUCCUUCGUCGCCUACCCGCACAAUUUCUUCGUAUUUCCUCGUCAAGAGCUCACAUUUGAUCCGCCAGCUCAUGAAUUUCUCUGCCAAACGACAUCCAUGGAUUUCCUGGCCAAGUACCAAUUUGAUUUCAACGCCUGCGUACAUGAAGGAAUAUCUUAUUUGUCCAGACUACAAGAGGAAGAGGCCACUAAGCGUCUGGAAAUGCAAUACGAGGAUGGGGACAUGGAUUCAGCAGUCGAAGCAAGAGAACUAAAGCUGGUAAGAAUGGCGGAUAUUCUUUUUGCCGAAAGAAUGAAGAACACCCUGAGUGAAUGGCGAUCUGCGCUGUUGCAUGGUGGAAAUACGAUGUCUCAGUCACUGAGGAGCUCGAAUGACUCAGCAGAGAGACUAGAAACCGUGUUCUACUUUAUGCGUCCAGCUCUCAGUCUGAAGGGUUUCACUUCUCAUCAGCUCAGAGUGAUUAAAUUGGUUGUAAGGAAGCAUUUUGGUGAUCUUGUUUACAUACAUAUGGAUAAUGAAAACUCCUGUUCUCAAGAUUUUGUUGUGUUUAGUGAUUCAGAAUCGGACAAGGAAAAUCUCAUGAAAGAGGCAAAGGAUGAACGAAAGAAAGUGGUAGAAGGAAAGAUAAAAUCUGCUAUUGGUUUUCGGCAUGUGAUUGACCUUCUUUCUUCAGAGCCAAAGUUGAUUGUUGGUCACAAUUGUUUCCUAGAUAUUGCACAUGUAUACAACAAAUUCGUGGGUCCUCUUCCUUCGACUGCUGAGGAAUUUGUAUCCUCGAUCAAUGAGUGCUUCCCUCACAUAAUUGACACUAAAGUACUCUUGAAUGUGAAUCAAAUGCUGCACCUGAAAAUGAAGAAAUGCAGCACUUCUUUGUCCUCUGCGUUUUCUUUGUUAUGUCCACAAACCGCAUUUUCUUUCGCUUCAAUAGGCUCUGACUUGGUUUCCCAGCAACGAGUCAGAAUCGAGGUUGAAGUGGACAAUGUCAGGUAUUCUAACUGGAGUUCUGGAGCAAAGCAUGAAGCUGGGUACGAUGCAUUCAUGACGGGUUGCAUAUUUGCGCAGGCAUGCAGUCAUCUAGGAGUGGAUUUCGGAGGUCAACGCUUGGCCCAGAACGAAACUCUACAGAACUACAUCAACCGUCUCUAUCUUAGUUGGACAAAUGGCGAUAUCAUCGACCUAAGCACGGGCCAGACAACUGCAGAGCAUCGGCUGAUUAACAGCGUCCCCAAACGAUUCUCCAAGAUCAAAUACGAGAACGUGGUUCUGAUAUGGGGUUUCCAGCCGAAACUCAAGGCAAGGGAGAUCAAAGAAUGCAUAUGCAAAGUCUUUGGCCCCACAUCAGUCACCUCGAUCUAUCACGUGGAUGACACUGCUGUUUUCGUCAUGUUCAAGAACCCAGAAUUCGUGUCGGACUUCCUGGAACUGAAGCAGCAACUGCAGAAAAACGACGGUCCUGUGGCUGUUCUGCACCCUCUCUCAAAGCUGCUCGAGGGAGGAAACACGUGUGCAGCUGAUUACGAAGUGUACAAGGAGGUGUGCAGCUCAUCCAUCUCGAAGACAUUGUUUGCGGAACAAGCUGAGGCUGUCGGUAUCAAUGGCGGGACAAGAAGUGUAAAGUCUGAUGCGGAAACAGAAAGAAGGCCAGAAGAAGAAGAAGAAGCGUCUGAUAAUAAUAAUAAUAAUAGUAAUGCAUCAGAUAGGGUUUGUGAAAGGGAAUACGAGGAUGGAAGGAGGAGGAGUUUAUGCAACUAACGUUUUCCUUGCAAUUGCAUACAUUAAACUGAAGAUUCCGAGAGAGGGUAUUGGAAAUUGCAAAUUUUUAUUACCAAAAGUGUUCGACUUUGAUGAAACAGGGGAAGAAGGAAGAUACAAGAUAUGAAACUGGUUGUGGUCGGAGUGGUGGCAGGUGGAAUGGAAGUGGUCGUGGAGGGCUUGCCAGGGGACGGGGAGGGUGAGGUCCAGGUGGUUGGGGUCGAGGGAGAGGGUCCGUAAGAGAGGAAUGAUGUGAUGAUGGAGGCCGCUGCGAGACAUUGAAUCCAUCACUUCUCCGACAGGAACCCUCUUGUUGAUGAGGCCGAGCUCUUCCAUCUCCCACGUUUCCUUUGCCACUCUGCAUCCUCUUCCCCUCCCCCUCCUCCAUUCUGACUCACCCGAUUCCAUGGUGUGUAACGGAACAACCUUCAAGGCACCGACGAUUAGUAUCUUGUUCUGUUUUAGUCUCUUCUUGAAUGCCUCUGUGGUUUGAACAGAAAUUCAAAGGCCCUUUGCUUUAUUUAUAGAGUUUUGGAAUCACCCCAAACCCUAUUCUGAUUUGGAUUAAGAAAUGCUAAUCCUUGCUGGAUGUUA